Quercus robur (English oak) is the source of this 1224-nucleotide messenger RNA. Its product is annotated as phenylacetaldehyde synthase-like. The coding region runs from base 1 to 1224 and encodes 407 amino acids. NCBI's taxonomy places the organism in Eukaryota, Viridiplantae, Streptophyta, Magnoliopsida, Fagales, Fagaceae. Gene Ontology annotation, biological process: amino acid metabolic process. Gene Ontology annotation, molecular function: carboxy-lyase activity; pyridoxal phosphate binding. The record is from RefSeq and is a predicted model, not a curated record. The transcript has a single exon.
AUGUCUUCUUUCAUUCCCAUGCCAUUCUUGCCACUCCUACGCCAUAUUCUUCUGCCACGUGUACUGAGUAAAGUUUGUCUUCUGCGGCAUGAGGCAUGCGUGGAUUGGCUUGGAGAGAUGCUUGAGCUGCCAAAGUCUUUCCUUUUCUCUGGCAAUGGCGGGGGUGUGCUACAAGGGACUACUUGUGAGGCCGUUUUGUGCACAAUUGUCGCUGCAAGGGAUCAAAUGCUAAGCCAAAUUGGGAAAGAGAACCUCAUAAAGUUGGUGGUUUAUGCUUCUUACCAGACACAUAGUGCAAUCCAAAAAGCAGCACAAAUAGCAGGGAUCCAUCCAAUGAAUUUCAGAGCCAUCAAGACUUCUAAGUCAACAUCAUAUGCACUAUCACCUGACUCACUACGAGCACAAAUUUGCGAAGAUGUAGAAGCGGGCCUAGUCCCAUUGUUUUUAUGUGUCACUGUGGGAACAACUGCAACAGCUGCCAUUGAUCCACUAGAAUCGUUAUGUGCUGUGGCAAAAGAUUAUGGAAUGUGGGUUCAUGUUGAUGCUGCUUAUGCCGGAAGCGCCUGUAUUUGUCUUGAGUUUCGGCACUUCAUCGAUGGUGUUAAGGGUGCAAACUCAUUUAGUCUCAAUGCACACAAAUGGUUCUUAACCUCUUUGAAUUGUUGCUGCCUUUGGGUAAAAGAUCCGAGCGCCUUGAUAAAGUCACUCUCAACCAACCCUGAGUACUUGAGGAGUAAAGCCUCGGAUUCAAAGCAAGUGGUGGACUAUAAAGACUGGCAGAUAACCCUAAGCCGAAGAUUUCGUUCCUUGAAAUUAUGGUUUGUGCUUAGAAGCUAUGGUGUAGCUAAACUUAGGAGCUUCAUGAGAAACCAUGUGAAAAUGGCUAAACUUUUUGAAGGGUUUGUAGCUAUGGAUAAAAGGUUUGAAAUCGUGGUACCUAUAAAUUUUGCCAUGGUUUGUUUCAGGAUUUUGCCAUCGGCACUAAGUGAGACAGUAUACAAAAAUGUUAAGCUUGACAUAGUAAGCGAGGAACUUGCGAAUGAGGCAAACCGCAAAUUGUUGGAGUCCAUUAACAUGUCGGGCUGUGUCUUCAUGACUCAUGCGGUGGUCGAGGGAGUAUACGUGGUACGAUUUGCCGUUGGUGCAACUAUAGUAGAGGAACGACACAUUAUCACGGCUUGGAAAGUGGUGCAGGAGCAUGCAAAUGUCAUACUAAGUACUUAA